CUUGUCCCGUGCAGACUCCUGGGUGUUUUAACAAACGAGACUGAUUAAUUUUGAAAAGCGUUAAUUACAAAAUCAAACAACUUUGUCUGAAGGGGGAAAAAUUAAAUACACGUGGGAUAGACGAUUACAUGGUCUUCUGUAACAUUAAAUUCUCUGAUUGAAAGGUAAGAAGUUUAGAAUUGUAAUAAUUGGGAUAGACGAUUACACGGUCUUCAAAUUGUCACAGUAAAUUAUAUUGAAAGAUAAUUGGAAUAUUCGGAAUCCAUAGAAUACAUUCUUCUUGUUCUGUAUUGUCAACAUGAAACAAAAGGCAAAGAAGAUAUUAAAUGAAACAAUGGUAUGUUCAAAACGUAGACAAAUGGUUACUGACAUAAUAGAUGUCAAAGACAAAACAAAAGACACCGCAUUAGAGGCACCUUCAAAUGUAUGCGUUGAAAAUGUGAAUUUAAAUAGAAUUUCAAAUGAAGAAAGUAGUUUAGCAAAUUGUGGCGAAAUUACAACACUGGAACACCAGUCAAGUGAAAAGGAAGAGAAAAAACCUAAUAAAGAUCUAAUUAUAUCGAACUCGUUUGAAUUGGAUGAUUUCACAAAGGAACCGCCAAAAGAAAUUGCCGACGACUCAAAGGAAAUUGUAACAGUCGAAACAGAUACCGAAAAUGAAAUGACAAGUUUAGAGGAAAAAGAAAAUCGCAAGAAAAUGUCUUCUCCAACUAGUGCGAAUGGUAUUAACAGUCGGACCAAUCAACUUUCUACUAUACCAGAAAAUGUUAAAGGUGAAGAGAAAGAGAUUAAGAACUCGUCGCCGAAUCAGACUAAAGUUCUGAAGGAUAAGCAAAGUAAUCCCGAAGUAUCUGGAGAUAAAAGUAAGAGACUUGAAGACAAUUUGCAUAAUGAAAGCAAAAUGACAAAAGAAGGGUCCAAUGUUUUUCCUAUUAUCAUGCCGGAUACGGAUUCUGUCGUUAUAAAACGAAUAAAGGACACUAACGAACCUAACAAGCCUGGUAAAUCCGACUGUUCUGGAAAAGUUAGUUCAGAGUUAAACCAACGUCCGUUAUCGUCUGUGUCCGACCCCGGAUAUCGAAGUAACUCUGUGUCGAGUCAAAAUUCGUGUCAGUCUUCAAAAAAGACUAAGAAAGUUUAUUCUGGCAUUAGAUUUACAAAGAAGGAACUUGAGUACUACUUGCCAAAAAGAAGCAAUUUUAGUUGUCACGAAAAAGCAUUAAAAGAUGCAGGGUAUGAUUUAGAGGCCAUGGAAUCAAAACGAAGACGAAGAUUCACGCGCAAACAAAACAUCAAAGACAAGGAAAUAGAAGAAAAACUGAAAGAAAUCGAGGAUGUUAAUACAUCACCAAUUGUAGAUGUAGCGUCUCAUGAAAAUGAAAUAAAGGAACCCGACGAUGAACAAACUGAAAUGGAAAGAUCAAACAAACCGAAACGUAAGGGAAAGAGAAAAGAUGAACAGGAAGUCAAAGUAGAUCACACAGUUUUGUUACAAUAUCUUAAAUAUGUGCUUGAUAAUAGAGAGGAAUAUUUUCUUCAUAAAAGACAAUAUAUUCAACAAAACACAACUCUACUCAACGUUGAUCCAGCAUGCACCAUUGCCCGAUUCGGGCGUGCUUUUCAGAGAGGACAGCAUGGCAUUAUUACUGAACCUUUUUUACUUGAAGUUACACGCGGGAUAAAGUCAAAUUAUGGUGAUACACAACAGUGGGUAUCUUCAAACAAAGAAAAGCAAACACAAGGAGUUCCGAAUUUGAAACCAGAAAUACAAGAAACGACUAUUGACGAAAAAGACAAAACCGAAUACGAAAAGGUAAAGCUUAAACUUGAUAAAUGGCUAAAAACUAUUACAACUGCACAGUUGUUGAAAGCGAAAGAACUUUCAUUGAAGGAACUUGGCGAGGAAGAUAAACUGCAGAGUCAGUGGUGGUCCACUCUUCAACCGUGUCGAUACCUGCGACAGAGAAGUGAUUUGGAAUAACUUCACGAUAAAUUUUGUACUGCAUUUUUUUUAGAAACAUUGCAUUUCUCAACCUGCGAAUAACAAGUGUUCAUUUUUCGAUAUUGCACAUUAGAAUAUCAUUUCACCACAGAUGCGGGUACUUAUAACAACUCCAAACUAUAAUAUAUGCUAUACAUUGUGCAGAAAUUUUGUUACAGUCAGGAAGUACUUGUUUUAUGUUUUCAUGUUUUAAAGAAAUUAAUAUUUUUGUCAUUGAAACUCAGAGAACCUUCAUUUUCGGAGAAAAAAACGGAUUUUUAAAUUGGAAAUACGUCAAAAUGUGUGUGGGAAGAAAUAUAUAUAGUUUGCGAAAUACUUGAGAAGCUUUCAUAUUGAUGCUUUGUCUUUUAGCCGCAAUUAGUGCAAUACUUUAUUUAUUCGAAUUACUUGAAUUUAUCAAGAUUUGCUGAAUAUUCUUUACAGCUGGUGUCAUACUAUUAUCUAUCUUAUCUUUAAUGGAUUUUUCUGAUAUAUCGUAAUAAACUAACAAACUAUUGAGAAUAAAUUAUUCUAAAAGAAAGGACAAGGUACAAAGCAAACAUUUACAAGUGGUUUUAAAUCGUUCAACAUGCAUACUUAAAUUAAGCGUUUUCCUACUCAGUUCGUUUAAGUAUUCUAGUAUUUUUUUACAAUUUUAUAUGUUAUUAAAUUAUUUAAUAUGUGUUUGGGUGUUUAAGUGUCCUUGAUCUGAAAGUUGUUUAGAGAAUUUAACUGAAACAAUACAUGUUCUCUUUUCUUUAAAACUAAAUUAAAAAAAACUGUAUAUUGAAUAUAAUGUGGUUUUUAUAAUAGCCAUAAGAUACAUGUAAUGUUUUCGAAUAAAAUGAGAUAAAUGAUAUUUAUAUACUUCGUCAAAAUUAAAGCAACACCUGCAUUUGAAUCAUAUCUGCAGUUUAAUUUUUAAUGUGGAUUUUUUAUACAGAAUAUAUUGAACCUUGCGAAAUGUGGGCGAAUAUGGGUUUCCCCAUAUACAAUCACAACUUGUUUAAUGAGCUUGUGAGAAAAGUUUAUCCUUCAUUUCAGUCCUUCAUUUUUGCAAUGGGUUGAAUAUGGGCAUCAUUGUAAAUUUUCUAAGUUUCAAUUCCUAAUUGAAUUCUCUAUUUAGAAUCAAAUUUUAGAAAUUCUCUAAACAAUAAGCUGUAUCCUUCGUAUAUAUAUAAAAUGGAAUGCAAAACGAUAAUGUUAGAAAGAAAUGGAUUUGAAAAAUAAUUACAUCUCUUUUUCAAUUACAUCUCGUUUUUUUUUUUUACAAAUUGUCUUCGGUUCAAUUGAUAUUUCUAAAUUUUCAAAUAUUCAUUUUAGUGAGACUUUUUUUUUGUGCUUAAAAAGAUUUGAUAGUAUUUUUCAGGCAUGUCAUUCAGGCUUUCUCGUGUGGAAGACAGAUAGAUGCAAAAAAAAAUAAUAUCAAAUAGAUACGAAUACAGCUUGACAAGAAUUGUUUUGAUUCUAAUAAAAAAAAUGUACACGUAAUAUUUCCCUGAAAACCAUAAAGGUUUUCUGUAACUAUUGACAAGAUGUGUUUUUAUAAAACUGAUUGGUUAAUUGAUUGAUUAAAGGAUUGUUGCAUUA
Mytilus californianus (California mussel) is the source of this 3571-nucleotide messenger RNA. RefSeq lists its product as uncharacterized. The record is from RefSeq and is a predicted model, not a curated record. The transcript has 2 exons. Lineage: Eukaryota; Metazoa; Mollusca; Bivalvia; Mytilida; Mytilidae. Bases 299 to 1981 code for a protein of 560 amino acids.